Molecule: messenger RNA, 3822 nt
Organism: Oncorhynchus masou masou (cherry salmon)
Lineage: Eukaryota; Metazoa; Chordata; Actinopteri; Salmoniformes; Salmonidae
Product: sideroflexin-2-like
Exons: 9
Coding region: 2027-2449 (140 amino acids)
Biological process (GO): serine import into mitochondrion; monoatomic ion transport
Cellular component (GO): mitochondrial inner membrane
Molecular function (GO): monoatomic ion transmembrane transporter activity
Source: RefSeq, a predicted model, not a curated record
UAUUUCUGGGCGUGCUUGUUGGACCCAGCUGCUAUUGUCCAUGCUUCGCAAAAUGCGGCUAACUUGACAGGCAAAUUAUAACGGGCUGUUGAAUGACAGUUUUACGGUGAUUCCAAGAAUGUCCCCACAGUAUGUGAUGGUCCAAUUCAUAUGUGAGUGCAUCUGUUCUAGACAUGAAAUCGCAGAUGCACUUGGCAAAGGAUCGAUGUCAACAAUUAUUCUCUACAGUCUUGUAAGAUUGCAUCGCAUGUAAGUUAGAUAGGUACUUGUUUCCUGCUGCAUUUUAAGUUAAUUGCCUUUUUAUGGUAGUUUCUCUACCUCUCAUGGUUGAACUGUUAGGACCCAUUAGUAAUCAGUACCUUAAUUUCCUAGUCUGCUUCCCCUCAUAUGCUACAGUUCUGCAGAACAGGUUUCACACCCUGUGUUUUUAGAUCAGUGCAGAUGAAGGAAGAGACAAGGAGAGGGGUUUUUGAGAUGCAGAGGUAGAUGAUUGACAUCCAGUCUAACUAGACUGUCCUGUGGAAAAUCAAUAUCUGUGGUUGAUCAUAGCCUUGCCUCAGACAAGUCUCAACCUCAUCACAUCACAUGCUUUAAGGCUUCUCUUCAACUCUCUCACCUCCUCUUAUUCAUUCGGAUCUUCCUCCCUGCACCUUUCUCCCCCUCUGCCCUUACUCUCUAAUUCUCUUCACACAAUACCAAACGUUUGCUAAUUAAUUAAUUUGUUUAAAUAUUUAUAUGUUUUUUCAUAUGUUGAUGUACCAGAUGCUAGAUGCUAUUCUGCUCAGUCAGUGUGCAGCUGCAGCAGAGAGAGUACACACCAUGACCCUGCUGUUCAAACAAACAGCUCUGUUUCCAGCCUGCUUCUAGCUUUCCCUGGGCCUGUGUGCAUCUCAAAAGUCUUGACUGGCCUCCUCUCCUCCUCCCCUCCUGAUGUCCUAUCUCUGGCUGUUUGAAAUAUGCAGGAAAUGCUCCUUUGAAUAAAUUUGGAAGGGUGAAUGAUUAAUUAAUUGAUUACAAAUUAAAUCAUUGGUCAGUUCACUUUAUUGCGUGAGCGAUAGAAACACACUGUAGGUACCACAGGGAGGUCUGCCCCAGGGUUGGGUUCAAAGGUUAUGGCUAACUGGUCAGAGCAGGUUUGAUUGGUUGGAAAGUAAGUUACCCACUGAACUCUGGGAUGGGAGAUUGUUUUUACAAGGGAAAAUGGGAAUGAUAUGAUGCUGUAAUAACAUAAAUUGUCUCAAGAUUAGACCCACGCUUUCGUCAGCUGGCCCUUGCUACAUAUUCGUCGCCAGACCCACUGGCUCCAGGUCAUCUAUAAGUCUAUGCUAGGUAAAGCUCCGCCUUAUCUCAGCUCACUGGUCACAAUAACAACACCCUCACGUAGCACGCGCUCCAGCAGGUAUAUCUCACUGGUCAUCCCCAAAGCCAACACCUCCUUUGGCUGCCUUUCCUUCCAAUUCUCUGCUGUUAAUGACUGGAACGAAUUGCAAAUAGUACAUAGUCCAUCUGUAAAUAGCCCCACCAAUCUACCUACCUCAUCACCAUAUUGUUUUUAUUUACUUUGCUGCUCUUUUGCACACCAGUAUCACUACUUACACACCAUCAUCUGCUCAUCUAUCACUCCAGUGUUAAUCUGCUAAAUUGUAAUUACUUUGCUACUAUGGCCUAUUUAUUGCCAUACCUCCUCGUGCCAUUUGCACACCGUACUGUAUAUAGACUUUCUUUUUUUUUCUAUUGUGUUAUUGACUGUAUGUUUGUUUACUCCAUGUGUAACUCUGUUGUUGUUUGAGUCGCACUGCUUUGCUUUAUCUUGGCCAGGUCGCAGUUGUAAAUGAGAACUUGUUCUCAACUAGCUUGCCUGGUUAAAUAAAGGGAAAGGCGGAGGGGCUGAUUGGACCACGUUGAUGUUGGUGCAGGACCAAAGAGCUAAACGGUGACUGCAGACUCAACUCAGUCUGGGACAGCCGAGGUGGUUUGGAGACCUUGUUUGUGACUUUAGACCUAGGUGGUGAGGCGGAGGGUUACGAUGGCUGUGAGCAGGUUUGACAUAGAUGCGCCGCGGUGGGAUCAGUCCACGUUUAUUGGCAGACUGAAGCACUUUGUCAACAUCACAGACUGGAGGACAGCACUACUGCCAGACUCACGACUGGACGAGUCUAAAGCACUUGUGGAGAGCUGCAGAGCAGCUACCCUUCCCCCUGGCACCACAGAGGAACAGCUGCAUUACGCCAAGAAGCUCCAUGACUCCGCCGUUCACCCAGACACCGGCGAUUGCAUGAACCUGAUUGGUCGAAUGUCCUUCCAAGUGCCCGGAGGGAUGGCCAUAACUGGCGGUAUGCUACAGUUCUACAGGUGCGUUUGUUCCAUUUGCGGCGGUGGCGUCAGCGAACUGUGUCAAUAUCCCAAUGAUGAGGCAACUGUGAGUUCAUCUGUGCUCCUAGUGUAUUAGCAUGCCCAUGAAGACAACAGUGAGAGCCUCUCAGAGAGCUCCUGAAUGGCAUCGCUCUAACAGAUGAGAAUGGAAACAAACUGGGUCAUUCCAAGAAAGCAGCUGUGAAGGGCAUCACCCAGGUGGUCAUUUCCCAGGUUACCAUGGCAGCACCGGGCUCAUUCUCCCCAUCAUCAUGCAGAGACUGGAGGAUAACAAGUUUAUGCAGAGGGUCACCUUUGUCCACGGACCUUAACAAGUGAUAAUGGUGGGAGCGUUCCUGGUCUUCAUGGUGCCGGCAGCCUGGUCCCUGUUCUCUCAGCAAUGCUCCAUGGGCAGUGUACAAUAUGUCUACUUCAACAAGGGCCUCUGAACACACACACACCUGCCUUCUUAAUCAUCGGCCAAACAGAGAGAGCAUCUGAAGAAAAAAAAAUACAAAAUGAGCCAAUCAGCAUCCUCGGCGAUGUCCAAUAGGAACGCUUGUAGGAGAAAUAGCUUUCUCCUGGUUUGUCUUUGUUUAUUUUCAACAAAUCUUUGCGAUUGAAGUGGAGAUGUUCUCCAGAAGAUAGAGAUGUGCCACUGUACUCCAAACGGUGCCUUUAUCCACACUGGAGGACAGUGGCACAUCCCAUCCCUGCAUUGAGGUGCGUUUUUGACCCAUAUCUCAUGACGGCUCCACGUGUCUUAAUGUAACCAUGACUCCAAUCUGACAUCAGUGCAGCUCGGUUUAAACAAGUGUAACGCUAGGGUCAGUCUCUUCUGGCAAGUGUGUGUGUGUAAAUAAUAAAUAUAUAUUUAUAUAUAUUCUCUUUUUAUGCUUCUGUCCAUAAUGUUAAUUUGCAUACAGUGUAUGAUUCAAGUGACGCUACUAACCAUGUACAGUUUAUGCAGUCUGAAUCUUCAAUCACACAUUUCAACCUCCUUCACAAAACUGUCUGGAAGGACAACGACCCUUUGGACAUUGUGUGUGUGUGUCCCAAAUAUCAUUUGCGUCUCAAAUGCCACUCUAUUUCCUACAUAGUGCACUUCUUUUGACCAGAGCCCUUUGGGUCCCAUUCAGAAGCAGCCUGUGUUAGUUUAAUCUGAGGUCAAGAGUCACUAUAACCAACUGUGUGUGUGUGUGUGUGUGUGUGUACGUCUCAGUGCAAAUGAAAUGGUGUAUUGCCCAAACAAUGUGAUGCCAUAUCAGGAAUGGACGUUACUAAAGCCAUCAUGCAGGUGUUCUAUAGAUGGUUCUGUGGUUUUGCCCUAAGAUCUAUGCAUCAGUGUUCUGAGCCUAUGGUUCCACGGUUUAGUGUUCUAGAAUGCUUGUGUUCACAUACGCUGAAGUGAAGCAAGCCUAGCCAAUGUACGUUUGGCUGAGUGGUGAAGAAGUCAUUGAUACCACCAGG